This is a messenger RNA of Theobroma umbraticum, 1049 nucleotides long. RefSeq names its product TRAF-like family protein. NCBI's taxonomy places the organism in Eukaryota, Viridiplantae, Streptophyta, Magnoliopsida, Malvales, Malvaceae. Gene Ontology annotation, molecular function: protein binding. The record is from RefSeq and is a predicted model, not a curated record.
GAAUUUAUUGCCCAGAGUUGUUUCUCCCAUGGCUAAUCCCAUCUCCAGCAACGCAGACGAACUUGCAAGAUCUAUAUCAGAGGCAGCACCAAGCCAUUUCACACUAAAGAUACAGUCAUUUUCGUUACUUACAAAGAAUGACAUAGACAAAUAUGAAUCUGGAGAGUUUGAAGCUGGUGGAUACAAAUGGAAACUGGUCCUGCACCCAGGAGGAAACAAAAGCAGGAAUGUGAAAGAGCACCUUUCUUUCUACUUGACGUUGGCUGAUGUUAGUUCUCUCUUUCGUAAUAACUGGGAGGUCCACGCUUAUUUCCGGUUGUUCUUGCUCGAUCAGCGCAGCGACAACUACUUGAUAGUUCAUGAUGCCACGGGAAAAGCCAGGCGGUUUCACAGAUUAAAGUAUCAAUGGGGAUUCGAUCAGUUCAUCCCAAUUAGAACGUUUAAUGAUGUUUCGAAUGGAUACCUCCUGGAUGACUCUUGUGUAUUUGGAGCUGAAGUGUUUGUUACCAAGGAAAUGAGCUCCGGAAAAGGAGAAUGCUUAUCAAUGAUAAAAGAUGCCAUCAGCUCUAAGCAUGUUUGGAAGAUUGAAAACUUUUCCAAGUUAGAGUCAGAAUACCAUGAAUCACAGGAAUUUUUUGCUGGUGAUCAGAAAUGGAAAAUACAGCUUUAUCCAAAAGGAAGACGACAUGGGUCAGGCAGUCAUGUCUCCCUGUAUUUGACUUUGGCAGAUUCAGCAACUCUUGCGGCUGCUUCUAAAAUAUUUGCAGAGGUCACUUUGCGUAUCCAGGAUCAACAACAGAGCAGGCACAUUGCUGGAAAAGUAAGUCACUGGUUUAGUGCCUCAAGCCAAGAAAGUGGGUGGGCAAAAUUUGCUUCCUUGGUGUACUUCCAUCAUUCAGGCACUGGCUGCCUAGUGAAGGAUAUCUGCAUGGUGGAAGCAGAGGUGACCGUCAAUGCAAUUGCUAAUACACUGUAACUAAUGUUUGCUAUAAGAAAAUUCAAGCUGUAAAAUUUGUAUUGCAAUGUCAUAAACGAAAAUUGACAAUGAA